Pichia kudriavzevii is the source of this 2973-nucleotide messenger RNA. RefSeq lists its product as uncharacterized. Gene Ontology annotation, cellular component: cytoplasm. Gene Ontology annotation, biological process: positive regulation of TORC1 signaling. Bases 1 to 2973 code for a protein of 990 amino acids. The transcript has a single exon. The record is from RefSeq and is a predicted model, not a curated record. NCBI's taxonomy places the organism in Eukaryota, Fungi, Ascomycota, Pichiomycetes, Pichiales, Pichiaceae. Gene Ontology annotation, molecular function: protein binding.
AUGUCUGGAUCUGUCAUACGUGCAAGUGGAUGGGCGGUAGACAACGAGGAUCAGUAUUUGGCGGUCAGCCCCAGUGGGGAGGCUGUGUACCUCUACCAAACGAGUAAUAAAUUCAAUAAGGAAGAAGACAAUAUUGUCAAGCUCCACGAAAAAGCUGAUUUUGAAAAUAUACAAUGUAUAAACUACUCUGGACUGACACCAGGGCUCACAGCUGUUGGUCAGCUCGAUGGAAGAUGUUUGUUAUUUGAUAUCAGGUCUCCGGAGAAUAAGUCUUUUGUUUUAAAGCCAUUACAAUCUAGGUCGUGCAAUUCGGUCUCGUUCAAUGAGAGAGGUCUUAUUGCCAUGGGAUAUGACAGGGGCAGACAGGAUCACUCUAUACAUGUAUGGGAUAUCGGUAGUUUACACAGAGGAGACUAUGGUGGAAAAACAGCAAAGAUAUUCAAUUGUAUUAAUAAUGAGAGUAUAUCGUCUUUAUCCUUCUGUCCUACCGAACCUAGGAAUUUUGUUGCCGGAAGUUAUAAAUUAUUAAGAGAAUUCGACAUUAGGAGUAACCAGCCUGUAUAUCAAAUAGCAACUAGAUGCACCUUGAAUAUCACCGUUAACCCGUUUUCUCCGUUUAUGUUUGCCUCGAAUAGUGAAGACGGUUCUCUUGCAAUAUGGGAUCGUAGAAAGCUAACUGAAUCUUUUCAAAUUAAUAGCACUUAUCAAAGCUCCAGUGUCUCAAGUGAAGGACCUGCAUUGCUGUUUAGUAAACUAUUAAGCGAUUAUCAGAGAAGAACAAAUGGAUCGCCAUAUAGAUUUUCGUCUGUUCAGACAGCUGAAAUUGGUGCCUUAUUUGAUGGCGGAUAUGUCAGAAGAUGGAAAAUCGGUUAUGUACCUCCGCUGGAGCAUGAACUAGCUCAAUAUGAACACAUGGUAAAGGCAAAUAAAGUCGAGAAUCCUACUUUUGUUCCCAAAGUUCCUAAGCCAUCUGGUUCUAUGUUUAUUUCGAAAGUACAUGACACAAAAACCAAGUAUGAAAGGGUUAUUUCGUUUGAUUAUGCACCAUCAAAGGAUGCAGAAUACGGAAUUGAUCUUGUAUGUAUGAGACAGUCGGGUAGUAUAUACAGAAUGAAAGUGAUUGAUAGUCAAAAUAGUCUUACAUUCAACUCCUUCAACGAUAUAACUUUUUGCGGUCCUGACGGUGUGUGCAGCAAGAUUGUGAAUGGGGGAUUUGGGGAAGGACCCCAUAUUGUUGAUCAAAAGACAGGAAAUCUGACUAUUCGUGACGACAGCGGUAACUUCGAGGAAGACAAUGAUCACAUGGGCAAUAAGAGGGCAUCGGAUACAGGGGAGAAGAAAGAUAUCGAUAUUUUUGUUGGCGAUAGUGAUAGUGCAUGCCCAAUUUACGAGUCCUUACUUGUGAAUGAUAUUUGUUCGACCAUCCGAAAGAGAGCCACCAAAGGAUAUGGUGUCAAUGCUAAUGUUAACAUGGAGAUUCUAGAUUCAAUGAAUACCUAUGAGACACAACUACAUUUAAAAAAUGCUUGGAAAUGGAUUGAUAUUUCUUACAACUUGAUAAGUGCUGGAAAGAUGCACUAUGCCGAUUUUGAUUUUGGAUAUCUCGGAGUGUUGGGAAUUUGGAAUAUGAAUAAAGAUUUUAUGAAUUUUAACAGAUAUUCAGGUUUCGACAAUAUAACAGAGAAGGAUGUCACCAGUGCUGCCAGGGGGAUUGUGGAAAGACGCGCUCGUGAAUGUAGCUUGCUGGCAAAACCUGUAAUUGGGUUUACAGGUAAAAAUCAUAAGGAAGUCCAAAGAAGAUUAGCAAUGUAUGUCAUUGGUUGGGAUUUUGGUGUCAGAGAAUUGGAAGAUAAGUAUUCCAACCUAAUUCGAGAUGGUAACUAUGAACGUGCUGCUGGCUGGGCGAUCUUUCACGGUGAUAUUGAUCGAGCAAUUAGAAUUUUGAGUGAUUCUAAUAAUGAAAACUACAAAAUUAUGUCUACAGCUAUUGCAGCGUAUACUGCCUUCAAGGACACAAAUGUGAAUAACACAUGGAAAGACAGAUGUAGACAGUUGGCGUCUGAUUUAGCAGAUCCUUAUUUGAGGAUUAUAUUUGCCUAUAUUGCUGAUGGUAAUUGGUGGGAUGUAUUAGAUGAAACCGCAUUACCGCUUAGAGAACGAUUAGGCGUUGCACUGAGAUUCUUACCUGAUUCUGAACUAGAUGUCUAUUUGAACAGGUUGGCUGACACUGUCAUAGAGAGAGGUGAUAUUGAAGGAAUCCUAUUAACAGGUAUAACAAUGAAGGGAAUCAAUUUAUUGCAAUCAUUUGUGGAUAGAACCAGUGAUAUUCAAAGCGCAUGUUUGAUUGCAUCAUUUGCAAGCCCCAAGUAUUUUGUAGAUAAAAGGGUAGAUAUGUGGGUAGAAAGUUACCGGAUCCUAUUGAAUAGUUGGUCUUUAUUCUCUGCCAGAGCUAAAUUUGAUAUUGCCAGAACGAAGUUGUCUAAAAGGAUGAAUGAACCUGCAAAGGCAGUUCCAAGACAGCUCUACCUUGAGUGUGUAAAUUGUCACAAUUCAAUCACAGAAAGAAACCCACCGGCAGUAGAUGUAAACAUGAACAAUUCAUACGGAGUAUCAACAAAAGCUGGUAGCUCAUUCCGUGGAGGCGCUAUCAAUCAUUCAUGCCAGCACUGUGGUUAUCCCCUACCGAGAUGUGCUAUUUGUUUAAUCACACAAGGGGUUCCUGUGCCUAAAGAGGUCAUGAAUCUGCAUCAAAAUGGAAACGAAGCUAAACUAGAUAGAACUUUUGAUAGACAUGCAUCUCAAAUCGAGGAAAACGAAAGGGCUGAUCUACAACAUGAGCUACAGUUCAAAGAAUGGUUUAGUUUUUGCCUUUCGUGCAACCAUUGUAUGCAUGCCGGUCACGCUGAGGAGUGGUUCUCAAAACAUUAUGUUUGUCCAGUUCCAGAUUGUAACUGUAAGUGUAAUAGUCGUUAG